AUGGCGGGCACUACUUUUGGACCACAAAAUUUCACUAGAUUCAUAACAGACAAUUCCACCGUGCAAACCGAAGGCUUUUCAGGCACCAAUGUCUUCAAACUAUGCAUUUACUUGUCCAUCCUUGUUGUGGGUCUCAUCGGAAAUGGGCUUAUCAUAUUUGUGACCGGCUACAAAAUGAAGACUACAGUCAACUCCAUUUGGUUCCUCAACUUAGCAAUUGCAGACUUCAUCUUCUCCUCAGCUCUGAUCACGACCUUAAUUUUAGUCCUUUGCAAGAUGGCUUGGAGCUUCAAUAGCAGGUUCAUCCACUUGAUGCUUUACCUAAACAUGUACGCUAGCAUUUUUCUGCUGACAGCUAUCAGUCUGGACCGAUGCCUGUGCACAUGGGUGAUCGUGUGGACUCAGAACAAUCGAACAGUGUUCAAAGCUAGAAUCAUCUGCAAGAUUGUGUGGGCUUUAUCCAUCGGCUGUAGCAUCCCUGCAGUCAUCAUCCACUCAACAGCAGAGCCGGAGAGAAUCUCUGACUCUCCAACUUCUAUACAAUUCUACAAGUCUUUAGUCACAUAUAAGUUCGUAGUGGGAUUCCUCAUCCCUUUCCUGAUCAUUGCAUCUUCAUAUAUAGCAAUCGGAGUGCGAGUCAAAACCCUCCAAAGGGGGAAGCAGCUCAGAUCGUAUCGUCUCAUUGUAGCUGUGGUCCUGGCCUUUUUCAUAUGCUGGCUUCCUUAUCACAUUCAUAAGUUUUGUUGCAUAAGCGCAAAGGAGAAUCAGUGGAGUGAGUCCGCUAAGGAGGUUUUAUUAAAAACAAAAGCUGUAGUGAACUGCCUGGCUUUUCUAAACAGCAGUCUGAACCCCUUCCUUUAUGUGUUCAUGUGUGAUGAGUAUAAGAAGAAACUUAAACAGUCUCUUCAGCUGGUGCUGGAGACGGCUUUCGCUGAGGAUCAUCUGGACUUCAAAGUCUCAAAGCAAACAAAAGACAUCCCUAUGGCUAUGCUUGCAGGCUGCCAGGAUCAAAAACCAAGCCAUUAA
Molecule: messenger RNA, 1026 nt
Organism: Puntigrus tetrazona (Sumatra barb)
Lineage: Eukaryota; Metazoa; Chordata; Actinopteri; Cypriniformes; Cyprinidae
Product: C3a anaphylatoxin chemotactic receptor-like
Exons: 2
Coding region: 1-1026 (341 amino acids)
Biological process (GO): phospholipase C-activating G protein-coupled receptor signaling pathway; inflammatory response; positive regulation of cytosolic calcium ion concentration
Cellular component (GO): plasma membrane
Molecular function (GO): complement receptor activity; G protein-coupled receptor activity
Source: RefSeq, a predicted model, not a curated record